Molecule: messenger RNA, 2374 nt
Organism: Papilio machaon (common yellow swallowtail)
Lineage: Eukaryota; Metazoa; Arthropoda; Insecta; Lepidoptera; Papilionidae
Gene: spin
Product: protein spinster
Exons: 9
Coding region: 287-1792 (501 amino acids)
Biological process (GO): transmembrane transport
Cellular component (GO): membrane
Molecular function (GO): transmembrane transporter activity
Source: RefSeq, a predicted model, not a curated record
UUGACAGUGACUGGUGAGCUGAGUUGUGAGUUGUCACUUCGCCGUGAAUUUUUAGAGUGAAUAUAACGUAUCGCAUGAAUAUGAGCCCGCUUACAAAGUCGUGAGGAAGAAAACGGAUUUCAUGUUAUUUUAGAUUUGUGAUGUAUUUAUUUUUUUAAUAUUGACACUCUGUGAGUUCAUAUACACUUUUUGGGCAUUGCUAAAUUAUAAAAUAGUUUCAAAAUAUUUUGAACUUAAAAACCGUCAGUAGGAAACUUGAAGAUUGUUGGGUCAAAGUGCUUGCAUCAUGGACCAGAGUGGUAUAACCCCAAACACAUCAAAUCAGCAAUUGGUUAAUGGAAGUGAUAAUGAUUCUGCGACAGCUUUGCUGCAAGAGAAGCAAGCAAGAAGGAGAGAAAAUCUAGGAGAUGUCACAUUCAGAGAAUACAUGACUGUCGGAAUAUUAUGUUUCGUCAAUCUCAUCAACUACAUGGACAGAUUUACUAUAGCAGGUGUGCUUGCCGAUGUUAAGAGCGAGUUCAACAUCGGCGAUGAUUGGGCGGGACUGCUACAGACGGUGUUCGUCAUCGCCUACAUGGUGUUCGCACCCAUGUUCGGUUACCUAGGCGACCGGUACUCGAGGCGGAAGAUCAUGGCGGCCGGCGUCGCGCUUUGGACAAUGACCACGUUUGCUGGUUCUUAUGUAACGAACUAUUAUUGGUUCGCCGUGUUCCGCGGGCUGGUGGGCAUCGGCGAAGCGUCGUACUCCACCAUCGCUCCCACCAUUAUCAGCGACCUCUUCGUCGGGAAUGUGCGCUCCAAGAUGCUGGCAUUCUUUUACUUCGCCAUUCCUGUUGGAAGUGGUUUCGGGUACAUAGUGGGGUCCGUGGCGGGUGCGAUCGCGGGCGACUGGCGCUGGGGGCUGCGCGUGACACCAGUACUAGGCGCGGUCGCGGUGAUCCUCGUCGCCUUCGUGAUGCAAGACCCGGAGAGAGGACAGGCUGAAGAGAGUACCAUGAAACCGACGUCGUACGGUGAUGAUCUUCGCGCGCUUGUUAAGAAUCCUUCGUUCAUGCUGUCGACGCUUGCGUUCACGUGCGUGGCGUUCGUAACGGGCGCGCUGGCGUGGUGGGGACCACUCUUCAUAUAUCUCGGACUUAACCUGCAGCCCGGCGUCGCUAUCUCCAAGGAGAGCGUGUCGUUCAAGUUCGGCAUAGUGGGUAUGUUGGCGGGCGCGUGCGGCGUGCCGGCGGGCGCGGCGCUGGCGCAGCGACUGCGCGCGCGCGUGCCGCACUGCGACCCGCUCGUGUGCGGGCUGGCGCUGCUGGCCUCCGCGCCGCUCGUCUACCUGGCGCUCAUCGCCGUCUCCGCGCACGUCGCCCCCACAUACCUACUAAUGUUCCUCGGCAUGUUCACGCUCAACCUCACCUGGUCCAUCGUCGCCGACGUCGUCCUGUACAUCGUUAUUCCACCGCGGCGAUCGACGGCGGAAGCAUUCCAAAUCCUUAUAUCACAUAUGUUGGGGGAUGCCGGUAGUCCCUAUUUAAUUGGAGUGAUAUCAGAGAGUUUGAAAAGAUCAUUGGGUUCUGGAGACAUGGAGUCGCCGAGCAUGAGCGUGCAGUUCCGCGCGCUGCAGUACGCGCUCUUCCUCACAUGCUUCGUGGAGGUCAUCGGAGGCGCGUUCUUCCUCAUCACAACCAAGUACAUCGUCAGAGAUAAGCAGAAGGUCGACAGAGCUAUUGCAGAAGCGGAAGCUCACACCAGCGAAGCUUCUAGCAGUCAAACCCACGAAGAAAAUGUAGCCGGUGAAUAAAUAUAUCACAUUAAAUUUACAUCAGUCUAGUUAAAGGUUAUGUAGUUUUGUGCGAGGUUAACUUUCACUAUCGAAUAUGUUCCUCAGUCAAAUUAAUAUUGUUAGGAAUUCAAACCACUAUGUGGGUUUAUUGUAACAAUUAUAUAGUAAUUUGAUUGCGAAAUGCAAUAGAAAGACUGAUUCCUAAUGCAUAGCAUGUAUUUAGACAAUGAGUGGGUCCCGUGUGCAGGCAACGGAGUGAUAGUGUACAAUACAAAUACAACUAAGAUUUUUCUGUAACAUUAAAAGAUUAUAAAUGCCUAUGUGCCUACUACUUAAAUAAUUUAUUCAAAAUAUUAAUCUUUCAUACAUCAAAAGCUGUUAUAUUUUAGAUUCUUUUUUCUGGUAUAGUAUUUCUGGGUCAUUAUUAGCACUUAUAUUACAAGGUAGCCAGUGUUUAAGUUGGCACAUCGUACAAUAGAGUAAUCUUGUUCCCGACGUGCCAAAUUAAAUGCCGGACACUAUAACAAAUAUAAUGCAACUGUCAUUUCUAAGUACAGAUUAGAAGUUUUUCUUGUUAUCGCCCAUAUUAGACCUCAUGCA